Molecule: messenger RNA, 2505 nt
Organism: Rana temporaria (common frog)
Lineage: Eukaryota; Metazoa; Chordata; Amphibia; Anura; Ranidae
Gene: ZMAT3
Product: zinc finger matrin-type 3
Exons: 7
Coding region: 574-1431 (285 amino acids)
Molecular function (GO): nucleic acid binding; zinc ion binding
Source: RefSeq, a predicted model, not a curated record
GAGUCCCAGCAUCUUCUUCCCAAUGCUCUCCUUCAGGUCGGUGUAUCCAUCGCCCAGUGUAUGAGGAGGAGGCAGCACAGCACCUGUCCGCUCCUCUCUGCACCACACCGCCGCACAGUCAGCCAGGGAAGACGGACUUGUGUGGCAGACAGCCAAUGGGAGGGCGGGAGGCCCCGGAAACGUCCGCACAGCCGAGGAGAAGGAAGGGACUCUGCGGCGGCUGCUGCCUCCUAGAUGUGUAGAGCAGCCCGCCGGUUCUGGGCCUGUCACUGUCCGCUCCGGAGGAUGAGCCCACAGCCGGCAAUGUGCUCCCUAUCCUCGCUGAGACUCCAUGCUUCAGGCUGAGCCUUGCAGAGUGUGAGCACCAUCAAGUCUAUCAUAACCAAAUGGAAAGAACAUGGCAAACAGCAAACCUGUCAAGAGACGGUCGCACGCCAAAACUUAUGGAUCGGGCAAGGAGGGCAUUCAUCAGAGAGGCAGCACAGAGACCUAAGCACUCUUCAGGACAUCAGAGCCACUCAGACUACCUGAGCAAAACUUUUUUCAUUUUUGCCAUCGCACAGAACAGGGCAGAUGAUUGUGCUGCAACAUGCCAGGCCUCCUCACCCUGAGCAACCUGCUUUUCCUUCUGCCAUUGCAAUGGGCAAAAGGCCAGUAGUCCUACCUACACAGCCUCAUUCACCAAUACGUGUAGCCCUUGCAGCUCAGCCACCUUCUUUGGAAAUCCUUGAGGAUGACACUGUGGAGGAAGAUCCGUCCUUGGAAGAACUGUGUAAACCUCUUUCUUGUAAGCUGUGUAAUGUCACCCUCAAUUCAGCACAGCAAGCUCAAGCACAUUAUCAGGGCAAAAACCACAGCAAGAAAUUACGCAAUUACUGUGCAUCAAGUAGCUGUCCUGCUUCAUCAAGACUGAAUCAAACUUUAGAAACCGUAUCACCGGGAUCAUCAUCACCAAAUGUUACAGCCCCAAAAUGUGGGGGUCGUGUGAUCCUUGCCACUGAGAAUGAUUACUGCAAACUGUGUGAUGCUUCAUUCAGCUCUCCAGUGGUGGCCCAAGCACAUUACCAGGGAAAAAACCAUGCUAAGAGGCUUCGACUGGCAGAGACCCCCGUCAACUCGUUGAUGGACCCGGCAGAAUGCAAGAAAAGAGCUCGAAAAGAAGGGAAUGAACAUAAGAUGAUGCAAAAUAGAAGAAUCGUCUGCUCUCCUCAGAAUAAUACAGGUCCAUAUUUCAAUCCCCGUUCACGGCAGAGAAUUCCUAGAGACCUGGCUAUGUGUGUAACUCCAAGUGGACAGUUCUACUGUUCAAUGUGCAAUGUGGGAGCCAGUGAAGAGCUCGAGUUUAGGCAACAUCUGGAGACAAAACAGCACAAGAGUAAAGUUUCUGAACAACGCUACCGCAGCGAGAUGGAAAAUUUAGGCUACAUUUAGGGAAAUUACCACUAUCAAGUUGUAUUUUAUGCUUGACUUUUUUUGUUAUUACCACUACAUCUUGUAACUAUUUUACAGUUUGGAGGCCUUUCAAGAACUUCUCAACAUGGUCUUUCCAAUUCUGGAGAUCUACUCAUGUUUCUCUUUAACACUGAGAUAAUGAUUAUGACUCUUAAAUAUGUUACAACUGAAAACCCAGUCCUAACAUACCUGUGCUCUGUAAUGUCAGGUCAUGGGAAAUGUCAGUGAUUGUCGAUUGUGCAUUUUAUCCAAGUAUCCCUUUUCAUGGCUGCACUCAGCAGUGCAUUCCUUUCAUCAGUGGUCCCCAACAAAUGGCUUUUCAGUCACAUUUACUAUAUUUAUCUUUGAUGUUGCUCAUGGCAGAUAUUCAGCAGUUGUUAAAGUGAACCUGUCCUGGCUCGUAAUAUGUGCAAAAAAAACCCACAGUGGAAUGAGUAUAGACACUAAUGUCUGAAGUUUAAAAUGGGGAUGGUACUUAGGUCUGGGUUUGUUGUCCAAAGGGCACCGCUAGGAUCAACUCUUGCUACCCUAGGCACUUUGUGAGCCAGGUUUGGCUCACUUUAAAGCAGUUGUAUACCAAUUUUUUUUAUUUUUGCCUACAGGUAAGCCUAUAAUAAGGCUUACCUGUAGGUAAAAUGAAUAUCUCCUAAAUCUGUACGGUUUAGGAGAUAUUCACUUUGCAUGCAGCCGCUGAUGUCAGCGGCGAAUGCACUGUGAAUGCCCGGGUGAAGGUCCGGCAGACGCUGCCAUACUUUGCCGGGAAGAAGACUCCCGCGCACAUGGGAGUGACAUCAUUGUGGCUCUGGCCACUCACAACGCCGGAGCCGCGAACCUGGAAGACACGCCAAGGGCAAAAUGUCAGCUCCCUCGAUGUGGACUGGGAUUAGAUACCAACGCCUCGUUCUAAAGUAAGUAUUUCAUACUAGCUCAUUGUGCCUUUGCCUUACAGUUUUUUUUGUUUGUUUUUUUACCUGCAGGGUGUGCAACUGCUUUAAAUACUUCUACUUGAACAUGUUACCGUAAACAUUUCUCAUGUAUGUGAAAAUAAUCAAA